GCAUGUGUGAUCUAGAUGCCGAGGAUGGGUCUAUCGAUGGAAUCAAGAUGGCGACUCUGGCGAAAGCGCCAAUAUAUUUACUGAAGUAGAUGUCCCAAGUUAACCGCGGUAGCGGGUUUUCUCAAGCCCCUAAGGGGUUCCAUGAAACAUGAAGACUGGGAGUAUGUUUUGGAAGAGGAACUGAUCGGGAUUAAUACCGUAACAAAGUCAGCGAGAUGUGCGAGAGCUAUGCCCGCUCGCUGCUGCGUGUUUCGGUGGCGCAGAUCUGCCAGGCUCUGGGCUGGGAUGCGGUUCAGCUCACUGCGUGCGAUCAGCUGUCCGAUGUGCUGCAUCGAUAUAUCCAGCAGUUGGCCAGGGUCUGCCAUCGGUACUCUGAGCUCUAUGGACGAACAGAUCCAGUCCUGGAUGAUGUCAGCCAGGCUUUCAGACUGCUGGGGGUGAGUCUGAGUGAACUGGAGGAUUAUGUCCACAACCUAGAGCCUGUGCCCUUCGCCCAACAAACGCCGCUCUUUCCUGUCAGCAAAAACAACGUCCUGCAGUUCCCCCAGCCUGGAGCCCGGGAUGCAGAGGAAAGGAAGGAUUACAUUCCAGAUCACAUGCCACCUCUGGUCUCCUUACAAGAAGAAGAGGAGGAGGAAGAAGUCCUUGCUGACAUGGGCACCUCAGCCGAAGCUAUGCAGGUGGCACUGGAAGAAGAUGAGGAGGAAAUGGACGAAGAUGAGACGGUCAACGAUGAGAACCACCCACUGAAGAGGCACCUGGACAGUCCUGAUGCCGCUAUGGGUAUGAUGCCUACCACCAAGAGACCACGCAUGUACCCUGGCCUCAGCCCAGAAUGGGGGGUUGAGCCCAGGGAGCCCCUUACCUCUCUCAACGCUCAACGUGUUCCUCCAGGUAUUUUGCCUUCUCAUGAUAGCCUUGACCCCCUGUCACCUGAAACACCUUCUGGAGCCUUGCCUUCCUUCAGACCUCAGCCGGUAGCACCAAAACACUCUGAUCAAAAGGGCCUCACCACUCCAGGAAGAAAGCCUAAGGUCUCAUCCCCUGGCAGACAACGGACUAAGUCCCCUAAAGGGGUUAUUCCUGUUCCGGUGAGUUGUAGUCCCAUCCAUUCUCCAAAACCGUCUAAGGAAAAGAAGAAAUCCCCAGGGAGGACGAAGAGUCCUAAAAGCCCCAAGAGCCCAAAAAUGGGUUCAGGAAAAGCAUCCCACCCACAGAUUAAGACAGAGCUUGUGCAUAAGCUACCGCUGUCUGCGCUGAGUGAGAGGAUGGGCAAAGAGAACAUCCAUAUGCCUCAAAAUAUAGAGGACAGGGAGUUAGCUGAGGGCCCAUUCAAGAAACUAGAGCCUGAUAAUGCAGCCAUCGAUGACUCCAUUGAUGCUGUGAUUGCCAGAGCUUGUGCUGAGCGGGAGCCUGAUCCUUUUGCUUUCUCUUCGGGUUCUGAUUCAGAUAGCAAUGGAUUCUCCAGCCCCAGGAGGCUGACCAUAAUGGAGCCGGCUACACCUAAACUCUUGAUUGGGGGAAGCAUCUCUGUAAAAGACACGUCAACACCACUUCACCUACAGGCACACGCAGGCCUAGGAAAUUGGACUAUGGAUGAUUCUAUCAAUGAGGUGAUCCGAAAGGUCAACCAGGGGGAUCCGUCCGCUCCCCCACCGAACCAAGGAGACUGUGUCUCAUCGGGAUCGGCCUCACCACCUACUCCUGAACCUUUACUCAAGGUGUUUGAGGAGAAGAACAAGAUUGUGUCAUCAGUAGAUGUCAAGAAAAAGCUAAAAAAGGAGCUCAAAACUAAAAUGAAGAAAAAGGAGAAAGACAAGCCAAAAGACAAAGACAGAGAAAAGGAUAAGGGCAAGCUGAAAGAGAAGAACAAGGAUAAGAACAGGGAUAAAAACAAGGACUUUUCUAAGGAUGGCAAGCUGCUCUGGAAGGAGUUUGGAGUGAAGGAUGAUGAGCACUUCCUUCAGCGAGACUUUACUCUGCCUGAGGGCUCCAUCAAGAUAAAAACCAGAGAUGGAGAUGGCCCUAAGAAGGAGAAGGAGAAACACAAAGACAAAAAGAAGGAUAAAGAAAAAAGUAAAAAGGACAAAGAUAAGCGGGACAAGGGUAAAGACAGGAGCAAGGAUGACAGGCAGAAACAACCUGCUCUAGCCCCCUUUGCUCCGGGUGAAAUGCCACCACUGUUCAGCCCGUCUGCCUGCCUGCGCAUCCCCUCCAUGCUUCCUCCUUUGGCCCCGAUCCUCCAUGAUAAGGACAUUAAGAGCAAGGAUAAGGACAAGAAGAAAGACAAGAAGGAGAAAAAGAAAAAGAAAGACAAGGAGAAGGAGAAGGAGCGAGAGAAGGCCAAAGAAAAGGAGAGGGAGAAAGAAGAGAAGAGGAAAGAAAAGGAGAGGGAAAAGGAAAAACGAGAAAAGGAGAAAGAAAAAGAGAGAAUUCGAUUGGAGAAGGUGAAAGUAGAAACUCCAGCAGCUCUACCAUCUCCCGUCAUCCCCAGACUGACGCUCCGGGUGGGGGCAGGCCAGGACAAAAUUGUUAUCAGCAAGGUGGUUCCAAAUUCAGAGCCCAAGACGCCAGCACCUAAGACCCCAGUGGUCAAAUCUGGACCUGGGAAUCGCCCUCGGACGCCCCCACCAACCCCGGUACUCUGCCCAGUGGUACCCACUCUGCCCCCAGCUCCCACUCCACUUCCACCAGCGCCUGCCCCUUCAUCGUUGCUCUCCCCUGCCCCUUUACUCUCUCCCGCCGCAUCCUUCAAAACACCGGUCCGCAGCGUAGUAACUGAGACUGUCAGUACCUAUGUGAUUCGAGAUGAAUGGGGUAACCAGAUCUGGAUUUGUCCUGGAUGCAACAAAGCUGAUGAUGGCAGUCCCAUGAUAGGAUGUGAUGACUGUGAUGAUUGGUAUCAUUGGCCUUGUGUUGGGAUCCUUACAGCCCCUCCUGAGGAUCAGCAGUGGUUCUGUGUUAAAUGUUCCAGCAAGAAGAAGGACAAAAAACACAAGAAAAGGAAACACAAACUGCAUUGAGACUAUGCAACAAAAAAGCACAUAUUUUGGACUUUUUUGGACUUGAAGCCAUCACUGAACACUCGUGGCACUGCUGUAAAAUAAUAAUAAUAAAAAAAAAAAAGUUCAAAAUUGCAGCUGAUACUAACAUCUGAUGAUUUUUUUUUUAAUGAUGUCAGCCAUGAUGCAUUGUGAGUUGGUAAGAAAAAUGGCUUAAACCAGCACAUAUCCAGCCUUAGUUCUCAUGUGGUUUUCCCUUUUCACCUGUAAAUUGUUUACUUGUUGAUUUGGAUGUCCGGCCUUUGGAGAUCAUGACAAUUAUGUUUGUGUAAGGAAACCAUGGCAAUUUGUCCAAGAUGAGAGCUCAACAAAGCAGAGAAUCAGAGAAUAACUAACAUCCAUUGUCUUUAGUGCUGUUUUGUGGCCAUUUCUUUUGUGGCAACACAACAUGAAUGGCCACCAAGUCAAACCUUGACCCCAGUUUUUUGCAGUAUCACUGAAAUGUCAUGUAUAUAAUGAUGAUGGCAUCCGGUGUGUAUAAAUGUGUCAAUACCAACUUCCAAGCCAAGUACAUUUUGUUCUUAGGUAUUCUGACUUGUUAAAUCCAUUUUCAGAUAUUUUUAACUCAAAUGAUUUUCUGUAAUUUCUGUACAUUUUUUAAAUUUAAAGUUUGUAUUUUUAUUAUUUCUUCAUAUGGAUAUGUCCUGGAGUUAAUACUGUAGCUGUGCUUGUUAUGUAAUUCAUUUCGCUGAUAUUUCAAUAUUAAAGAUGAACAGUCUGUGUACUCACAGACUUUAAGAUGUAAAUCUCA
Messenger RNA from Etheostoma spectabile (orangethroat darter), 3813 nucleotides. RefSeq names its product TAF3 RNA polymerase II, TATA box binding protein (TBP)-associated facto (gene taf3). NCBI's taxonomy places the organism in Eukaryota, Metazoa, Chordata, Actinopteri, Perciformes, Percidae. Gene Ontology annotation, molecular function: p53 binding; transcription factor binding; protein heterodimerization activity. Gene Ontology annotation, biological process: positive regulation of transcription by RNA polymerase II. The record is from RefSeq and is a predicted model, not a curated record. Gene Ontology annotation, cellular component: transcription factor TFIID complex. Bases 216 to 3023 code for a protein of 935 amino acids. The transcript has 7 exons.